Molecule: messenger RNA, 1211 nt
Organism: Aplosporella prunicola CBS 121167
Lineage: Eukaryota; Fungi; Ascomycota; Dothideomycetes; Botryosphaeriales; Aplosporellaceae
Exons: 3
Coding region: 102-1118 (338 amino acids)
Molecular function (GO): hydrolase activity, acting on ester bonds
Source: RefSeq, a predicted model, not a curated record
CUGCCUGCCUCUCUACUUACUUGGCUACCAAGCUCCUUACCUACCGGCCUACCUACCUACCCAUCCAUCCAUCCAUCCAUCCAUCCGGAUCCGUCAAGGCGAUGCGCACGCUGUCGAGAUUCCAUGCCCUGGCCGGCCUGGCCGUGUGCUGCAUGCUCUACGUGGGCUGGAUCGUGCCGUCGCUGCACGUGCGGACGCGCGUGGCCAAAGCCCUCGACGGCACGAAGCGGCGCGUCGUCGUGUUUGGCGACUCGUGGUCCGACACGGGCGAGUACCGGGUAGCGGUGCCAGCGACGGGGCGCGGCCAGCAGAACGCGAGCCGGCCGCUGUGGACCGAGGCGCUGUGCUCCGAGCUGGUAUGCGACUACAUCGACAACUUUGCGCGGUCGUCGCACGACGCGGUGCUGGACGUCGAUGUCUUUGCGAAUGCGACGGGGGCGGGGAGGCCCGACGAUGGGCGCUUCGUGGCCGACUUGAAGGCGCAGGUGCAGCAGUGGCUGGCGUUUGAAAAGCAGAAGGCCGGCAUGCCGGGCCGUGGCGGCGGUGCCUCUGGCGAACGCACCCUCUUCACCCUCUUCUUCGGCAUCAACGACAUGUGGGCGUACGCGGGUCUGGAGCAGAUGACGGCGCGCGCGGCGGUGCGGGCCAGCAUGGAGACGCUGGUUGCGCAGCUGGACGUGCUGGCCGAGAAUACUUCCCCCAUGAAGGUGGUGCUGGUCAAGGUGCCCGACAUCACGUUUCUGCCCGGCUUCGACAGCAGUAGGUCGGACCAGCGCGCCUGCGUGUGGCUGGCAGAGGAGUGGAAUGCUGCGCUGGUGCAGGCGGCGGCCGCGUGGAAGGGCGGCGCUGUGCACCUGCUCGAACUUGACGAGUGGCUGCUGGACCGCAUCCGCGAGCAGCAGACGCACCAGCUGGGAAUCACGGCUGAAUCCGGCGUGUUUGCUCAGGUGCGCCAGCCGUGUGUCAACGCAAGCUCGCCCACCUGCAGCGACGAGCCAAGCCACCUCUUCUGGGACCCCAUGCAUCUUUCCGGCCGCGCUCAUGCCUUGGUGGGCGCCGAAGCCGCGGCCCUCGUCGCCCGCAACGACACGCUCAACCACGCCGCAUUCCUCGCCUGAAGACAAUUCCCGCGUUUGUCUGCAUUGUCUCAAAAGAGCUUUCUUUGUGCCCGCGUCCUUGCAUGCGAGGAAUGGGCCUGAAGGAAUUUGGCC